Phodopus roborovskii (desert hamster) is the source of this 2917-nucleotide messenger RNA. RefSeq names its product FCH and mu domain containing endocytic adaptor 1 (gene Fcho1). NCBI's taxonomy places the organism in Eukaryota, Metazoa, Chordata, Mammalia, Rodentia, Cricetidae. Gene Ontology annotation, cellular component: clathrin-coated vesicle; clathrin-coated pit; plasma membrane. The transcript has 26 exons. Bases 33 to 2723 code for a protein of 896 amino acids. Gene Ontology annotation, biological process: clathrin-dependent endocytosis; clathrin coat assembly. The record is from RefSeq and is a predicted model, not a curated record.
AGGCCCUUGUUGGUUAUGACUCAACCCCUGAAAUGCACCUCUCUUUUCAGACAGAUCCUGGACAGAGGCCAGCAGGGGUCUCCUCAGAGGCCACCAGGAUGUCAUAUUUUGGGGAACAUUUUUGGGGUGACAAAAACCAUGGCUUUGAGGUGCUCUACCAUUGUGUGAAGCAGGGUCCUGUGGCCACCAAGGAGCUGGCUGACUUCAUUAGGGAAAGGGCCAGCAUCGAAGAGACGUACUCGAAAGCCAUGGCCAAGCUGUCCAAGAUGGCCAGCAAUGGGACCCCCAUGGGGACCUUUGCUCCACUCUGGGAGGUUUUCCGUGUGUCCUCGGACAAGCUGGCACUGUGCCAUCUGGAGCUGACGCGGAAGCUCCACGACCUCCUCAAGGAGGUGCUGCGUUAUGGCGAGGAACAGCUCAAGGCCCACAAGAAGUGCAAGGAGGAAGUCCUGGGUACCGUGGAUGCGGUGCAGGUAUUGGCCAGCGUGGGUCAGCUCUUGCCAAAAUCUCGAGAGAAUUACCUGAGCCGCUGCAUGGACCUGGAACGACUGCGCAGAGAGAACACCAGCCAGAAGGAGCUGGAUAAGGCUGAAACCAAAAGCAAGAAGGCAGCUGAUAGCCUGCGGCGCUCUGUGGAUAAGUACAACUCCGCCAGGGCUGACUUUGAGACCAAGAUGCUAGACUCGGCCCUGCGCUUUCAGGCCAUGGAGGAGUCACACCUGCAACACAUGAAGACCUUGCUGGGCUCCUAUGCCCACUCAGUGGAGGACACCCACGUGCAGAUUGGGCAGGUGCAUGAGGAAUUCAAGCAGAACGUGGAAAAUGUGACAGUGGACAUGCUCCUCAGGAAGUUUGCAGAGAGCAAGGGCACCGGCUGUGAGAAGCCUGGGCCUCUGGACUUCGACACCUAUAGCACAGCUGCCCUGCAGGAAGCAAUGAAACGUCUCCGAGGAGCCAAGGCCUUCCGCCUUCCAGGACUGAGCCGGCGGGAGCCCCGUGCAUCUGUGGACUUCCUGGAGUCUGAUUCAGGGGUGCCUCCAGAGGUGGAUGAAGAAGGCUUCACUGUGCGUCCUGAUGUUUCACAUAACAGCACAGCCGAGCCCCCUCGAUUCUCCUCUAGUGACUCUGAUUUUGACGAUGAGGAGCCUAGGAAGUUCUACAUUCACAUCAAGCCCGCCCCCACCCGCACUGUGAGUGGCAGCUCUGAGGCUGCAGCUGCUCAGCUCCGAGCCACAGCCGGCAGCCUGGUCCUCCCACCAGGCCCAGGGGGCACCAUGAAACGUCAAUCCUCGAGGGACACUUCUGGGAAGCCACAGAGACCUCGGUCAGCCCCACGGACCAGCAGCUGUGCUGAGAAGCCGCUGGCCUCGGAGGAACCGCUGCCCAAAAGCCUCUUCGGGCCACCUCUGGAGUCCGCCUUUGACCAUGAGGACUUCACGGGCUCCAGCAGCCUGGGUUUCACAUCCAGCCCAUCCCCUUUCUCUUCUUCGUCCCCGGAGAAUGUGGAGGACUCAGGCCUGGACUCCCCAUCGCAUGCUGCCCAUGGCCCGUCCCCUGAGUCCUGGGUUCCCCGGCCAGGCACCCCGCAGAGCCCACCCACCUGCAGGAUGCAGCCACCUGAGGCCAGGGGCCCAAUGCCCCGUGCACCCUCGCCAGGCCCCUGGAGAUCAGAGGCAGGUGCAGACUCCAUAAUGCCUGCUGACUCCACCACCAGGGAGGGCCUGGCUGCACCACCCAGGAGACCUCAGUCCAGAAAAGUGUCCUGCCCGCUCACCAGGAGCAAUGGUGACCUGUGCCGGUCCCUCAGCCCCUCCCCACUGGGAUUGUCUGCCCCCAGCAUCAUCCCGGAUCGGCCCAGCUUCUCCACCCAGAUGGGACAUGGCAUCUCCCGUGGCCCCAGCCCUGUGGUCCUAGGAUCCCAGGACACCCUGCCUGUGGCCACAGCCUUCACUGAGUAUGUCCAUGCCUAUUUCCGUGGCCACAGCCCCAGCUGCCUGGCUCGAGUCACCGGGGAGUUGACCAUGACCUUCCCUGCCGGUAUUGUGCGAGUGUUCAGUGGGACCCCACCCCCACCCGUCCUCAGCUUCCGGCUAGUACACACGGCCCCAGUAGAACACUUUCAGCCCAACGCUGACUUGAUCUUCAGUGAUCCUUCCCAGAGUGACCCGGAGACCAAAGACUUCUGGCUGAACAUGUCUGCGCUGACAGAGGCCCUACAGCACCAGGCAGAACAGAACCCCACAGCCUCCUACUACAAUCUGGUGCUGCUGCGCUACCAGUUCUCCCGCCCUGGGCCCGAGUCAGUACCCCUGCAAAUGAGUGCUCACUGGCAGUGUGGGCCCACGCUCACUCGAGUCACAGUGGAGUACAGUUACCGUGCGGGCGCCACCGCAGUGUCCACACCGCUCACUAAUGUCCAAAUCCUGCUGCCAGUGGGAGAGCCGGUGACCAGCGUGCGUCUGCAGCCUGCGGCCAGCUGGAACACGGAGGAAAAGAGGUUCACGUGGAAGCUUCCAGAUGUGUGUGAGGCAGGGGGCUCGGGCCGCCUCUCUGCCAGCUGGCAGCCACAGACCGGGCCUAGCACUCCAAGCCCGGUGGCCGCACAGUUCACCAGCGAGGGUGCCACGCUGUCUGGCCUGGACUUGGAGCUACUGGGAGGCGGCUACCGCAUGUCCCUAGUGAAGCGGAGAUUCGCCACAGGGAUGUACCUCGCAAGCUGCUGAGGUGCACUGCUCCCGGACCUCCCGCUUGCCUGCCCACUGCGGCUUCCCCAACUCCCAGGCUGGAUUCCCUGGACAAGAGCCUCUAUCCGGGCCUGGCUGAGCCAAGACACCUCCUCCCUCCCUCCCAAGCGGGCCCGGUCCUUUUAGUAAUCUUUAAAUAAACACUUUUCUAACAAAAUAAAAAGAAAUCCACA